This is a messenger RNA of Manduca sexta (tobacco hornworm), 5862 nucleotides long. RefSeq lists its product as uncharacterized. The record is from RefSeq and is a predicted model, not a curated record. The transcript is spliced from 7 exons. Lineage: Eukaryota; Metazoa; Arthropoda; Insecta; Lepidoptera; Sphingidae. Bases 275 to 1399 code for a protein of 374 amino acids.
CAAAAAAUUAAUAUUUAGAUCAUAUUAUAUUCCAUAUGUAGAAGUUUUUACUCGCGUGUGCAGUUAUUCGAUGAGAUCGCGGCCUAUUGUUUCGUUUUACGAAUUUAAAACGCCAUUUUGUCGAACACUGGUUUUAUUUAUGUGUUGUGUUGUUUAUAUUUUACUGUUAUGUUAAAAGUUUUUACGUUUUCACGGCCGGAGUGAUAUUUUUUAGCAAAACUUUUGUUGUACGGGAUAUGUGUCUGUGAAUCUGUGUACCGUAAACAACACGAAUAUGUUCUGUGUACAAGAAUCAGAGCAUAAAGACCCGUUUGCGGCCAGUGACCAAGAUCCGCUCGGCGCAGCGCCCUCGGAGUCGAGUGACGAUGAGCCAGCAGCCAAGAGACACAAGUCCUUUGAGUCUCCAUCCCUCAACCUCAAAGUGUACCAGAUACCGGCAUUCAAUACGCCGAACUCACUCGCCAUAUACCCCACAACCCCUGCGCUACCCAAAUUUGUUAAUAAUCCACUAAAUUUGGCGAAUCCGUUAGCGUUUGCGACUAGUAAUUUGGAACCAACUAAUUUUGUCAAAGGAUUGCAUAGCAGAUAUUCCCUGCCAGCAAAACUGACAAUAACACCGGUGCAGACGCCGACGAAAGUGUGCGAAAAUGGUGAGAUCAUACGGUACAAAAAGAACGGAGAGGUGGCCAAGAAACGAGGACCGCCCAAAGGAUAUAAAAGGAAACCCAAAGCUGACCUGUCGCAGAGUUACAACAAUGGCAUGUUGCAGGCCCAAAACACGAUACUGACGAGUCUCCUGGCGGCGAACCACACGUCGCUGCUGAACUCUAGCACCCCGCCCGCGCCCACGCCCAUAGUCGCUCCACAAGUCACAAUAGUGCCGCAAAUCAAAGUGCCCGAGGGAACUGAGGUAGUAGAACUCCUCCUGGACCCUGAAGACUGGUUCCCCCAGGAACCGUACAGGAUGGUGUUCAGCAGGAAAAAGAAUCCCAAGUGGAAGAACUUCCCUUACAGAUGUGAACAUUGUUUUAAGGGCUACCGCGUGGCGUCGACGCUGGUGUCGCACGCGGCGGAGCGGCACGGCGCGGUGCCGGCGGCGCUGGCGCUGGCGUGUCCGUGCUGCCCGCACGUGUCCACGCGCCGCAAGCACCACAAGAAGCACCUCGAGACGCACCAGGGCCGCCGCCACAGGAUCUUCUGCCUCUACUGCCUGCCACUGCCUGAACCCAACGCCCCCUACAAAAAAGAAUCAGAGCGGUUUCCGUUCGACAAAUUCCCGCAAUAUUGGUACGCGUCGGAAGAGUCGCUGCGGCUGCACAAGAAGCGAAAACAUCCUUACGCGGGCCUCUUCAAUUACAACUGGCAUGGCACUUGGAUGGACUACCAGCCCAACAGCUAAUAUUCCAACUAAAUAUACAGGUAAUAUAAACAUGAUAAGUUUCGAGGCUAAUUAAUUUAAACGACAUGUUUAUAAUUUAAAAUAUAUCCAUUUUUAAAGCGUGUGUCGUUUAGGUUAAUUUUUCUUACAACUGUCGAAUUAGGGUAAUAUGGCCAUGUUGGGACAUGCUAAGAUCUCCCUGUAAUGGUAGGGUUAGACUCCAGUGCGUAGACGAGGUCUACUGACCGAAAUUGUUUUUAGUGAUUUUAGUUUUAUAAUUUUUGAAAAUUUGUCUGAUAUAAGAAUCAAGACGAAUUUUAAACACGGGCGAAAUUAAAGUUAUAAAUUGUUUGCGUAUUUGAAAUCACUAAAAUAUAUGUUAGGUUUUCUAGUAUGUUUCACUUUACGAUAUCAACAUUGGCCUUAUUAGACACUCUUCAAUCAGUAUGUAACCUUUGACAUGCAUAUUGUUUGUUUGCGAUGCGCAAGAGCAUACGUUCAAUUUAGUGAGAAGGGAUUAAAAGGACGCGCUUUCUAAGCGUUACUACCUCUGAACUUCAUAUAAAAUGAUUAAUUAAAUUACAUGGUGUUCACAUUUAAAUCAGAUUAAUUUUCAAUUGUUUUUUCUAUCGCGUCUUAUAUUGCACUUUCAUAUCGUUUUAUAAUGUUCCAUAAGGCAGAUAGAAAACAAAUUAUAUUUGUAUUAAGCUACCUUUUUAUAAAAGGAUUUGGAUUUUAAGUGAACAGCCUGUAUAGACGGCGGCCAUUUUAGCUCAAAAAUCACUGUAUUUAUUUAUGUUAUUUGUGGUAUUUUUUUAUAUUUUUAUCUGUUGGCGUAAUUAGAAAUAUUCUGGACUUAGUUUCUUUUUUUAUAAUAAGGGUGUUUAAACUGCCCAACACUGCCAGAAAAAAAUAUUAUAAUUACUUAAAUUAAAUAAAAUCCAGUGAUAUUUCCUCUUCCUUUAAAAUGAAUUACGCCAGCAAGAAUUAUCUUGAACAUUCAUCCUCAACAGCUAUGUACAAAUAACAACUGUAAGUAUUGAUUUAGUAUUAUUUAGUAAUAAUUUUAAUUGUCACUGGCAACUCUGUAUAGUAGGAUUUUAGUUUAGUAGUAAUUUUAAUUUUAUAUGGCAACACUGAUGACACAAUUUUGUGUUUUUACUCUUAUAAUAAUGGCAGCUAAUGAUUGUAAUCAUGUGUGAUGAUUCCUAAUAUUUUGUCACAAGAAAUUUAAAUUAUUGUUUAUGUAACUAUACAGCAAUAUAUUCUUAGAUCUCAUUGCCCACCAGUGGGCCACGUGGCCCGUUAUAGCGACAUCUAAUAUUUGCAAUAACAUUGGCAGCUCUAGAACAUAGAUAGUUAUAUUUAUUUUAUAGUAACAUUGAAAUACUAUAACAACUGAUUUAAAAAAUAAUUAUCGUCUGGUUAUUAAUAUUGUUUUAAAAUUAUUUAUUGCUAUGGAUAGUAAUCGCAUUUUUAAUAUGGCAGCUACCCGCGAAUUAUAAUGACGCCCCGAACCUAACAUCAGUCUAACAUUUAAUUAUAAAAAAAAACUUGAAAAGAUCAUGUAAAUUCAUACUUCCAUUGAUUAUAUUAUUUGGUGAAUAAAAAACAUUUUUCUUACUGUUUUUUGUUGACGAUGAUCGUUGCUGGUGGCGAGAUGUAGCUGAUCAGGCCAGUAAUUCUUUGCAUAAUAUUUUAUUUAUUAUAUAUUUUUAUUGUAAACGGGAAAUUUCAAUGAAAAAAAUGUUAAAAUUAACAAUCCCAGUAUAUAUAACAUUGUGUUGUGCCUACCCCACGUUGAACAGGGGCUAUAGGGGCAUGUACCUACUAGCUGACACUAAAGUUUAAGAAUCGUAUCCCAUAUUUUUUUUUGUUUGUAAAUAUAUAUAAUUAUAUAAAUUCCCACGUAAUUUUAAACCUAAUAUUAACGAUCAUAGAGUUUGUUUAAUGGCAUGAAAUUUUUUCGUAUGAUUAAAUAUUUUUUUUUUUUUAUUGUCACGAAAAACUUAGUGGGGAAUUAUGCACGCAAUUUUAAUAAAAUAAAAAAGGCAAUAUUAUAGUGUCUUGGUAGAAAGUAACGGAAAUAGACGCUUCUAUAAAAAUAAUGAUAAAUGAUUGCGCAGUGUUAGAAAAUAUUCGAGGGGGCUAGGACCCCCCAGACGGCGUUUAACACGUAGAUUGUAUGAAUUAGUGCCUUCGUAGAGAGGGCACGUGUAUUGCCUGUAGUUGUCCGUGUUGAAUGUGUACAGGAUGUUCAAUAAUAGUGUAAAAAUACUUCGUAAAAGAAAAAAAAAGUACGCAACAGAAACACGUCCCAUACUUUGAAUAUUUUCCGUGGCAGAUUUUUUAUAGCAAAAAACACUCAAUGACACCUGUAUGCAUGGUUGAGUAUACUAGUAUGUAAAAAGUACAAUCUCACUAUACGCGGAUAUUUUUUUAACUAUAACAUACAAAAAAAUCUUGAAACAAAUGAUCAUAUUCCGAUGAUAUAUCGCUUUUGAGCAAUUUAUUUAGAAUUCACCGUUUGAAGAAAAGGACAAAGAAGAUAUUUUGUACACGCGGAUUUCUAUAAUCUAUAAAAAAAAUAUCUAAAUUCAGGCACCCUUUUACCAUUUCUAAUUUAAUUUUUCGCGUAAUGACAUAAAUGAUUAGCAAGACACCGGCAAAGAUUUUUAUAUACCCUUAUUUCGUUUAAAGUUGGAUUGGAAUAGCCCACCGUGAUGCUUUCAUUCAAAUUGGUGGGGUCUUGUUGGUGCCUCGUUCGUUAAUAGUCAUAUUAAGAUUAGAAUGUCUUGUUUAGAGAGAAUCAAAUUGUACAAUCUCUUGAAAAGUGAGUAACAUAAAGCACGCGAAUGUGCGUCUAAUAACCGCGUAAAACGAAACCGCGCAAGUCGAAUCCGCGAAUAGUGAGAUGCCACUUAACACACCCUGUAUCGCAAUAUAUUGUACAAACUAAGGAGCAAACAGUAUUUUUAUAUGAACAUUUUUCAAUGCAUUUACAUAGUUUUUAGGAUUUUUUGAUAGCGUUUAUAGUAUCACAAAAGACCAAAAUAUUGUCAGUAUUAGCAUUAGUCGGAUGUAAGUUUGUAUAUACUAUGUUACGCGCUUCGCACUACGUAUACUGUAUAAUUGUCAUAAGGAAUGCGUAUAAAAAUGAAAACAGUUCACGGCACUGAAUUAGAAAUCCCUCCACAAGUUCCACCGCUCCCUUUCUAAUAAACGUUAUUGAUCAGACUAAUCUGUUUUUUCUUUAUUGAAUAAGUAAUUGAGUGAAGAAGACAAACUUAGUAUAGUAUUCGGCAGUAAUAUUACAUACAUAGAAUCAGAAAGUCCAUAAAGUGAUGAGUGAGACGUGGCAGCCGAAGCUUGCAGUUAUUUUUGGAAGAUUUUUUAUUUCGAACUUUAAUGUUUACUGUCUUGAUUUUUUACUAAUUCAUAACGUUUAUUAGUGAGGCAUGUUCGGUGACUUACUAGUUUUGAUAUUGUUGUCAUUUUUUUGGAAAAAUAAACAGAAAAUACAUUUACAAUUUGCCGUAUUUAUUAUUAUUCGUACGGUAUUUUUGUAUCAACUAUUUCAUGUACAGACGCAACUAAAAUACUUGAAAAUAGUGAUUAAUCUUGAUCAUCCGGCUCGAAGGACCAAAAAUUUUUUGACAGAUUUUUCUGAAAAACGCAACGCCACGUUUGAUCAUAAAAAUAAACACUCCAUUUGAUCUUGAGAUAUUAAAUCUCGUUUACUGAAAUUUGUAGUACAUUUAUAAUUUUCUGUACUUAAGAUUGUUUCACUAUUUUUAAGCAUCAAAUGACGUAGCUAAGAUAAUGUAAGACACGUAAUACGCUUCCAUAGAAUAUUACCUAAUUAAUAAGUUUUAAUGUUACGGUGUAUCAAAUCAGUAGAUAUUGGACAAACAUUUCACGAUGAUUGUGACGGAGUUUGCCGCGUACCGAUAUCCAAAAAAAUAUUUGGCAAAUGUCGUACGUUACAUUUGAAAAUCAAUUAAAUCAUGGUAAUUUAAAAUCUUUAUUAAGUCAGCGAAAUUUUCGAAUAAGUUUGGCUUGAACGGUGUUCCAAAAUUUAAGGAAGUUUGCAUUGUAUAGUAAAUUGACUACCUUUCGUAAUAUCUGUGGGGCUGACAUAUGCUUAGUUGCAAACGAGAGUCGGAAAUGACUGUUCGUAUUAGAUUCAUAGAUAUUAGAAUGGUAACUUUUGAGGUGAUUGUUGGGUUUAUUUGUCAACACUUGCUUUGAAGAUAGUCACAAAUGUCGGUUUCAGACCUUUAUGGUUAUAAACUAUAUUCAGAUUUAUGGUCAUAGAUUUGAGCCACCGUCAGUCCUGUCCAAUGUACGGCAGUUAUGUACGUGUUGCCGUGUACCACCGAAGCGCAUGCGCGCGUUGUAUUAAAGACUAAAUACAAAUACUCCAGUAAUGUAAAUUAACUUUUUUACGACUAUGUGUAUGUAAAUAAAGAAUUUGUAAUAAU